AUGUCACAGAGGGGACCUGCAGCUCACACUACCAAGCAAGCACCGACGCAGUCACCGCCAAAAGCGCCUUUCGGCUCCCAACAGAGUCCCCAAGCCAGACGUAGCCCGGGUAUUCAAGAUGCCGUGACUACUCCUUCGACGACUGGCGAGGGGCACCCCUUUAACCCGCGGUCCUUGGGCAUCAGGGGGCUGAUCAACGAAGCACAGCCGGAGGGCUCCGCCGGCGAACCAUCACGGCCCCGAGGAGCCAAUGCCCAGACUUCGCCCUACGGCAUGCCCCCGAGGCAGUAUGGUACACCUGGCGACCGUCAGUACACGUACCAAAGUCAGAGCCAGAGCCACGGUUCUUUCGGGUCCCAACCCGCUACACCAGCAGGUCAUCCGGCAACGACACCUCUGGGCCACACGCCGUCGGAACACAGCUCGCCCAAGAGCGGUUUCCCCUUCCCACUGAUGGGUGCUCCCAGGCAGAUGCUCAGUCCCCGAGAGACGCGGGCUGCGAGCUUGAGCCAGGCGGGCAUGAGGGGUCCCGAACCACACCAGACCCCCUUUCUUCCUCCGCGGACAAAGCGGCCGUAUCCGGGUGACGAAGGUCCCUCGGAGCCCCUCCGUACAGCACCUGGCCACCCGUUCUCCGGCCCAUCGCCCCACGGCCCUUCAUCAUCAGGAAUCGGGUCCCUGACAACGCCGCCACGGUCCAUGUCCCAGCCCAUGAUUGGACAUAUGCCGCCUACGAACCCCGAACGACCUCAACUGCCCCCCAUGACACGAGAUCCUCACGGUAGGGGGCCCGAGUAUCCGGGCCAGCCGAUGCUGCCCCCGGGCCACAGCUUCCCGCCGCCGCAAUCGCCAGGUAUUCCCGUUUGGUCCACCCCAGGGGCGGGAACAUCUCUAUACCAAAGCCUGCGGUCUGACGUGGCGAAGGCGGAAGGUGGAAUGGUUGUCAGGCUUCCGGGGGAAGAAGGCGGCAUCCUCAUACCGGUGGACGUCCAUCAAGGGUCGAAGCAGGCCGACGAGAAGCGGCAACGGAAUGCCGGAGCCUCGGCACGGUUCAGGCAGAGGAAGAAAGAGAAGGACCAAGAACAGAUUGCCAACUUGCAGAGGCUGGAGCAGAGGAGCCGCGACCUGGAGGCCAAGCUUCGGGACAUGACGCAAGAGAGGGAUUUUUACAGGGACGAGCGCAAUCGGCUUCGAGACGUGGUCCUGCGGACGCCGCUCAGCGACAUGGCGAACGGGCCCCCGAGCCCGACGUCAUCGAGGAGCGGGGGGUCGAUGGCGGAGACCAGUCCUCUGACGCAGCCUCCCAUGCUCCCGCACCAGUCCCAGCAGCAGGGCUACGCAUCGAGCGAGGCGUCGUCGGUGGAUCGACCAACACGGCGGCGGCGAACCGAUUCGGCCCAGACCCCCGAGUUCUCAAUGCCCUCGUACGGCACUCCCGGUCCCCAGGCCGGGAACCUGCCGCCUCUGCAGGCACCGGCGUCUUAUGGCAUGAUGCCACAGCGCUCCCCGUCGACAGCGCCGGGGGGCGAGAGACUGCCCCCGCUUCGAACCAUGGAAGGCUCCCCCUUCACCGGGUCGGAUUCGGGACCGAGUGUGAGUUCCGGCGGUCCCUUGUACCCCAGUUACACGCGCGUCCCCCACGAGACGGGGUUCGCGAGCAGGACCGUAGGGCCGCUGAGCCAUCACAGUCACCAUGGCCACGACGGCGGCCUGCGGUAG
Messenger RNA from Colletotrichum higginsianum IMI 349063, 1719 nucleotides. RefSeq lists its product as uncharacterized. The record is from RefSeq and is a predicted model, not a curated record. Gene Ontology annotation, biological process: regulation of DNA-templated transcription. The transcript has a single exon. NCBI's taxonomy places the organism in Eukaryota, Fungi, Ascomycota, Sordariomycetes, Glomerellales, Glomerellaceae. Bases 1 to 1719 code for a protein of 572 amino acids. Gene Ontology annotation, molecular function: DNA-binding transcription factor activity.